GAAAUCUGUCUGGCCUGCCUUACAGAAUCGCUAGGACUGGUAGGCAAUGAUUGGUAGUGGUUGGUCGACAGUUUGGUCGCCGCACUCCUACCAUGUUGAAGGAUUUUCUUCCCCAACCAGCCCACGUGCUGGCUUCCCAUCCCCUGGAUGUUUUCUUCCUUCUUGCUCCACGUGCUCCAUCGCUCCAUCGCUUCACAAUUUGCUCCAGCGGCGCUCGGUUCACCGGGCAUCCAGAAGAUGAAGCAGUCCAAUCUUGGCACUAGGAGGGCUCACCUUUCCCUCCUGCUCGAAGUUUGAGUAGCCCUCUUGCCUAUGAAGUUCCUAACCCAGAAGGUAGAAGAGACAUACAUACCUUACCUGACCCUCUGGCAGGAAAUCCACGCCUCAUCCCACAACCAACCACUUGCUUGCCCGUCUUGACUGACAGACUAAGUCAUUGGGCCAAGUGCUCCUCCGACUUCUUCACAGGGCUGCUGUACACGCCUGAUUAGUAGUCACCUUUACCUUCCGAGUACUGUUACGGCGUACAGAUUGAUUGAACUCAACAAGUCAGUGGUGGGCUUGAUAGUGAGGGAAAUUGUGGGAAUAAUGUUUUGAUCUCGAGACAAAAUGACCAAUAACUUGGGGGUAAACAUCAUCGGAGAUGUCAUUCAGCACGUCGCAGCAGGUCAGGAGAGUUUGUGUGAAAUCCCAGCUCCAGGAUUCAGCAAAGAAAAUAUCGACGUCAACAUCUUAAGCCCGUCUAAGCUUCCAACUUCGUACAGGUUAAAAGAAAACGACGGGCUCUUUGCUAUCACCUUUGUUCCACAUGAGGUUGGAACGUACUCGAUUGACAUUUACUUGAGUGGGCAAAAAAUUCCCGAAUGCCCGCUUUUUUACAAAGUGUACGACUCUUCACUCAUUCGAGUAUCGGACAUUCGCAAUGGAGUGGUGGCUCAACCCAGCCAAUUCCGGGUCGAUGCCUCUCAAGCUGGCGAAGGUCAAUUGGAAAUUUCCAUCAACGAUGGCGAAGUGCCCAACCAUGUCCAAGUGUUGGGCGGUGGACGGUGUUUGGUCCAUUUCACGCCUGAAGUUCCCAAGCCGCAUACCAUUGACAUCAAAUUCAAUGGAGAGCCAGUCCCCGGCUGUCCAUUCUUGUGUCAAAUGGCUGAUACCAGUAAAGUGUCAGUAGCAUUGCAUCACCUGGAGCUCAUGCCGGUGAACAAGAAAGCCAGCUUCCAAAUUCAUGUGGAUACCACCGACAACGCUGAGCUGGCAGUCUCGGUUACUGGGCCUCGCAAGGACAUUCCAGUUCAAGUGACAGGCAACGUUAAAGACGGCUUCGUUGCCCAGUUCCUCCCCGAUGAGGUUGGACCCUACGUCAUUGGCGUGGAAUAUAACAAUGUUCCCGUGGGGGGAACUCCCUUCACUGGAAAGGCCUAUGACUGGAAUAAUGUCAUUGUGUCGCCCAUCCCCUGGGGUACGAUUGGCAAAAGCUUGGAGUUCACCGUUGAUGCCAGCCGAGCCGGCGAAGGCAAUUUGGAGAUUACUAUCUCAGCCCGAGGACGCAAUAUCCCGACACAAGUUCAUCCUCAAGGGGCGGCUCGAUUUGUGGUCAGCUUUGUACCUUUGGAAGCCACCGACCAUUUGAUCAACAUCACUUUCAAUAAGGACGUGGUUCCUGGAGCACCUUUCAUGGCCAAGAUCCAUACCGAUCCCAAUCGAAUCUUGGUCUCGGGUCAAUCCUUGGCUGCCACUGCAGUGGGCAAACGAUCUUCUUUCACUCUGUCCAAUGUAACAGGGGCUGCCUCCGAUCUGGACAUCGUCAUUGACUCGCCCAAUGGCGAAGCAAUUCCAGCUGACAUUGAGGACAAAGGGUCCGGGAAUUUUGGGGUGGAAUUUACCCCCGUGAUAGCUGGAGAGCAUCAAAUAUACCUCUCGUUUGCCUCGGAACCGAUUCCAGGAUCACCGUUUGCCUGUAAAGUCUACAAUGUUGAAGCUAUACAAGUACGAGCAUGUGAAAAGGGGAUCGUGGGGAAACCGGUAACAUUUCUGGUGGAGACCUCUCGGGCAGGACCAGGCAAUCUUGAAGUAACAGUUAAUAACGGCCAAGUUCCGACAAGUGCUCAAGCUCAAGGCAAUCACACAUAUGCCAUAUCGUUUAUACCCAAGGAAUCUAAGCCUCACAUAGUAGAGCUGAAGUUCAAUGGAGAGAACGUUCCUGGAAGUCCUUUUAAGUGUGCCAUUGUUGACGCAGCGAAGGUGAAUCUAAGUGGAGAAGGUUUGGAAAAAAUCCCAGUCCACAGACAGGCUACAUUCUUCAUCGAAGGACAAUUUGACAUGGGCGAUCCCGAGGUCAAAAUCAUGUCUCCCUUGAAGAAGGUGCUCUCGAGUAGUAUCAGAUUCAUCGGAGAAGGUCAUUUUGCUGUGGAUUACACCCCAACCACUGUGGGGGAUCAUCAAGUCGAGGUCAAAAUGGGGGAUAUUCAAGUGCAGGGCUCUCCCUUUGUUAUCAAAGCUUACGAUGUCAGCAAAGUCACCGUGUCCAACAUAUCCAGUGGCUUCGUCGGCAAACCCGUGUUCUUCUCCAUUGACGCCUCCCAAGCGGGGGCAGGGAAUUUGGAAAUCAUUGUGUCCGUCAAUGGAAAAAACGUUCCCAAUUACGUUCAGUCUGAGGGCAAUGCCAAAUUUCGAGUGAACUUCAAGCCACUGGAGCCCUUGACCCACAUGUUGAGUGUCAAGUUUAAUAACGAAUUCGUGCCAAAUUCGCCAUUUGCAUGUGAAAUCCAGGGAAACAAAGUGGUCAGUCUUCACGGAGCGGGAGUCCAGCUUUGCCCAGUGGGACGUCCCGCCAUCUUUAGCAUUGACGCCUCAGCACCUUCAACUAAAACCGGGGAUUAGAUCGAAACGAAAACACCCUAUGAUAUUACCGUUGUGUCUCCCAAUGGACACGAACUUUCCGUAGAGGUGAAAGAUCGAAACGAUAUGAUAGAGGUGGAGUACCUACCUGAGGAAGUGGGUCCUCACAUCAUCAAGAUUAGCCAAGAUAGUAUCCCAGUAGAAGGCUCACCAUUCACUUGUAACGUCUAUGAUGUGGCCAAUAUCUUGGUAGCCGGCUUGACCAAACAAUGUCACAUGGGAAGACCUUGUACUUUUACUGUGGAUGCAAGCAAGGCUGGCGAAGGGACCUUGGAGUUGGUUGUGACAACGGCCAAAACUUCCGUUCGGGCCGAAGUUCAAGCCCGAAGUCGAGGCUUGUACGACGUCACUUUUGUGCCCCAAGAACUGAACCCUCAUUUCAUCAAUAUCACAUUCAAUGAUGAGCAUAUUGAACAAAGCCCUUUUGAAUGCUCCAUCUUGGAGCAAGAUUAUACAUCCAAUGCCAAUGAAAAUGGGCAACUCUCGGUGAUUAGAGGAAGAAGUGCAGCCAUUGAGCUGUCUAUUGACCGGGCAGUCAGGGUUGUGGCUUUGUUAGAUCCUCAUGGCAAUGAGUCACAGUUUGAGACCGCCCAAGGGACGCAUGGCAAGACAAGGAUCCUCCUCAAACCUUCUUAUGUGGGCAAAUACACUUUGGAGACACAACCUUCCGGUCAAGGGCGGGAUAAGAUCUUGAUCAACGUGUUUGAUCCCAGUAAGAUCCAAGUGAUGAAAACUGGACCGGCUUUCGUGGGAGAGGGCAGCGAUUUCAUUGUGGAUACCAGCAAUGCUGGUCGAGGAGCACUCUCCGUGAACGUAAAAGCCGCGGGCCAGGAUAUCAAGCACAGCAUCAAGGACGUUGGAUCAGGCAGAUUCGAAGUUACUUUCUUCCCUUAUCUGCCCAUUCCUCAUAAGAUUGACGUGAAGUUCAACGGCGUUUCAGUUGCUCGAAGUCUUUUAGAGAUCAAGGUGAAAGACCCCUACCAAGGUAAGACAGUGACUGCCUCGGGCAUGGGCCUAUUUGCCGCCAAGGUGAAUGAUGAUACAUCCUUCAUAAUUGAUACAAUGGGAUACAAAAGCAACGAUUUCGACAUUUUGGUGACUGGGCCGCCUGACGGUGUUCCUCCUUUUGAGGCUAUUCCGCUCCGUUGUUACCAACAAAAGGAUGGCAAACUUUUGGCUGAAUUCUGUACAACCACAGUGGGCGCUCAUAAGAUCGAGGUCCUUCUUAGUGGGCAGCACAUUCGAGGAUCACCAUUUGAAUGCCAAUCCUUUGAUCCGGAAACGGUACUCAUUCUCGACGUGGAGGGCAAGGAACAACACCAAUUGACCGGCCAACCCAUUUCAUUCAAAUUGGACCGGAGGCGCUCGGGAUUGUCAGAUUUGGAUGUGGUGGUCACCUCACCGGUGGGUGAUGACCUCCCCAUUGAGAUUAAAGGUCUCCACCAUGAGCCGGGAGUCGACUUGGUCGAAUUCAAACCCGAAAUGGCGGGUAAAUACCGAUUCAUCAUCCAGUAUGGUGGGACAGAGAUUCCAAACUCGCCGCUGACCUUUAACGUCAGGGACACUGAUGCCCCGGUUGAUUUCAGGGCUUUUGGCCAAGGCCUUCAGAAAGGACAGGUGAACCAUCCGUGUUACUUUGAAAUUGAGCAAUUCAAUGACGAUUCGUUACCAAGAGUGGACAUCUUGCACCCUUCGUCUGGCCAACCACUUAAAACCAAUGUGGAAAAGACCAGCCCAACUUCUAUGCGGAUAACUUACGUUCCCGAUGCAAUUGGCAGCUACCUGAUCUUGGUCCAACAUGAGGGUCGUGCUCCAUUAGAAUACAAGGCCAAUGUGUGCAAUCCCAAACGCAUCCAAAUCAUUAAGGGAUUCGAUGUCAGGCAAGCCGAGUUCUCGCCUCGUUUGGCGUUACAACAAGAGGUUUUGGUUUUGUUCCAUCUCAAUGAAGCUGGAGUGGGCAAAUUGGAAGCCGAACUGAUCCUCCCCAAUCAUGUUAAGGCCAAAGUGGAUGUUCAUCACGUGAAAGAAAGAGCUGAAAUUCGAUUCCUUCCUCAAGAAUACGGCGAGUACGCAUUGGCAGUGAAGUUCAAUGGCAUCUUGCUUCCUUUCUGUCCGAUGAGAGGGUUACUGGACGGAGGAGAGGCUAGCAAGGGUAGCGGAAAAGUGAAGCUCACAGGAACAGGCUUGGUUAGUGCCAUCUGCCAAGAGGACAAUUUCUUCAUGAUUGACGGGAGCCGAGCUGCUCAAGGCACACCAGAUGUGAAACUGACGGAUGCAACCAACUUGCCCUUAGCUGUCCGCCUUCGGAAGGUAGAUGCAGAUGUCUACGAGGCAAGGUAUAGCCCUUCAACCCCUGGGGAUUACAUGCUGAGCAUCAAAUGGGCUGGACAUUUGAUCAAAGGCUGUCCCUUAAACAUUACGGCCUCACCCGGAAGUGCCUCGGAGCAGCCCGCAUCUAAGGUAUUUUGCUCAGGAGAAGGACUUCGAGGCGGAACGCUCGGCAAAGACAUCCGCAGUUUCAUAGACACCAGGAAAGCAGGCCCAGGAGAGUUGAGUCUUCAUUGUGUUGGACCCCGGGGGAAAACGGCUUAUUGCGAGCUGAAUGAUCACCAAGACGGAACAUUCACCCUCAACCUCAAGCCUCAGGAAGCUGGUCGCCAUCAGCUGGCCAUCAAAUAUGGUGGUAACCAUGUGAAAGGGUCACCUUUUACUGUCCGCGUAUCAGGCUCGCCUGAUCCCGACAAGGUUAAAGUGUAUGGACCCGGUAUUGAUCAUGGUGUUUUAGCCAUGUACCAAUCCCGCUUCAUUUGUGACACACGUGGAGCAGGAGCAGGACAACUAACCGUUCGCAUUCGAGGGCCCAAAGGCGCGUUUCGGGUUGAAAUGCAACGGGAAUCACAAAAAGACCGUACCAUUCUCUGCAAAUAUGAACCGACUGAGCCUGGAGAUUAUCGCAUUGAAGUCAAGUGGAGCGGAGAAAACGUUCCUGGGUCGCCUUUCGUGGUGAUGAUUUUCGAUACUCAGGAGGAGCUCUCCAGAUUCCUCCAGAGGGGAUAUUCUCCCACUGGAUAUUCCAGUGACAUGUACGGGACAGCCCCAUAUUCGGGAUCUCAAAACUAUGGAGUCGUCCCAUGGGCUGGAGGACAAUGAUGAACCGAACCUCUUGACUCAAGAAAAAUGACGGAAUCACUUAGUGGAACUCAAUGUUCUCAACUCCAACUCCGAAAGAGCAACUUUGUUGGCAGUGUAAACUAAUGUAAAUAUAGAUUGUUUAAGUCCUCUUAUUUAAUGUGGCGACUGGAAAAGACGGGAAAUUCUCAAACGUUGAUGUAUUUCGAACCGUAUGUAUGCCUAUAUGCCGUAUGAUUUAGUGUUAGUCCAAGCUAAAAAGAAUUAAAUCGUGAUUAUUUGUUUGUUC
Tigriopus californicus is the source of this 6316-nucleotide messenger RNA. RefSeq names its product filamin-A-like (gene jbug). Gene Ontology annotation, biological process: actin cytoskeleton organization. NCBI's taxonomy places the organism in Eukaryota, Metazoa, Arthropoda, Copepoda, Harpacticoida, Harpacticidae. The record is from RefSeq and is a predicted model, not a curated record. Gene Ontology annotation, molecular function: actin filament binding. The transcript has 14 exons.